AGAUGUCCAUAUGCCCACUUACAUGGGGUGAACAACUGCGGUGAUUGCUCUCUAUCCAAUAGCAUAGACAGCCGGACAGACCUGCCCAGCAGCUCCGACUUUGUUUACAUAAGACAACACGUUGCGCAUUUUUUUACUUGAUAAAUACUCCACCAAACACCUUAGUUAGAUCUAAAACAUCCUCAGCAUAAACGUAAACUCGAGAAAUCUGUAAUUAUCUUAGACGAAUUUCUGUGAUUUUGAGGAAGUGAAAGUGUCUCAUGGGGGACAAACAUUAACCAAACGCAGAAUCGGUCAGGAAACACACGUCCAUGAAAUCUCGUGUUUCUAAUCAGCAUCAGAAAAACAUCUUUUUUAUUUUCUUAAUCCAAUAUCCAACUCAGAACUCCAAUGAGGACGAUAAAGGAGAUCUCCAAUGUGGAUUGACUGAAGUCCCAUCUUUGGAAGACCUCUUAGAGGAAGAGCUGCCAGAAACAGAGGAACAGAAGGAUGAAAAGGAAAAGGAGAAGGAAGAAUGCUGCUGUAAUGGAGGCCAUGGGAGGGGAGGAGGACCCAAAAGAAGAGGCCCACCAAGGGCCUAGCACCUUAGCUGAUGUGAGGGAGGAAUACGGUCCAGCUGUGGAGGAUCUGGGAGUUAGUGAGGAGGAAGACCUGUAUCGAGGAGCUGAUGAGCUCCCCCAAGGGCCAGUCAAACAUGCAGUACCGGAGACACUGUUUGAAAUCACACUUCCAAAGGUUGAGGACAGAUGCAGUCUGGAGCCGAUGGUGGAUAUUCUGUCUUACAGUGAGAAUGAGUGGAAGGGAAACACUACCAAAAGUACCCUUAUUAGAAAGGGUUACACUAAGCUGUCUCAGAGGUUUGAGAGCCUGAGACGGGUGAGAGGUGAUAACUAUUGUGCCCUCCGAGCCACUCUGUUCCAGGUGCUCUCCACCAGCACCCAGCCGCCUUUCUGGCUGCAGGUCGAACACAUCUCCACGUGGGCGGAGGAGCUGGAGGCACGUGAGGGGCUGAUUGGCCAGUGGAUGUUCCCCUCGGAGUGCAGACAGGGGAAUGGGAGCGAAGACGCCGUCCAACAGCUCAAACGCUACAUGGAACUCCUCGAGAACAGGUGGCAGGCGGCGGUGGGCUGCUCCAGCAUGGAGGAGAGACAGCGGUUGUGUGAGCGUGUGUUCCAGGGAGGGGAGGAGGAGCUGGGGCUGCUGGAGGCCCUGAAGCUCCUCAUGCUGGUCCGGGCAUCGGAGUUCCAUACCACCAUGCAAGAGGGAGGGGAUGUGCCAGUCUUUUGCUGGCUGCUCUAUGCACGUGACUCUUCCGACUGCCCACGCACAUUCCUCUCCAACCACCUGAGUCGACUGGGUUUCAGUGGGGGUCUAGAGCAGGUGGAGAUGUUUCUGCUGGGAUAUGCCUUGCAGUGCACCAUCCAGGUCUACAGGCUGUACAUGACAGACACCGAGGAGUUUGUCACCUAUUAUCCUGAUGACCAUAAGGAAGACUGGCCCUGUGUGUGUCUGGUUACAGAGGAUGACCGCCACUACAACGUCCCAGUGGGCCAGCCCAAUGGACUCCAAGUCCCAGAAGACGUCAUUGCUAUCCCAGAGGACGUCCCUCCAGACUGUUUGGAAUCUAAGUCCCAGAAGACCUCACGGCAGGCUGAUUGCCACUGAAGAAAAAGCUCAUGGCAUGCACACAUGGCCAUAAUGUCAGAAGGUUCCUCAGGUUGACUGGAAGAACAGACUCCUGCUUAUUGACAGUUUACACUUAGUUAAAAAUAGCUUUUGGAGUAUGACGAGGGCAGAACGACAGAUUUGAAUCUUGUCAGCACGGGGAUUCGAUCUAGCAACCUUUCGGAUACUGGCCCAACGCUCUAACCACUAGGCUACCUGCCGCCCCAAUGUGGCUUGCUUGCGUUGAAUCCCGGCCCCAGAACUGAUGAAUAAAUAUAUCAGAUCACAGGCUUUGCACAAUACCAUCACGAUGCAUUUUAAUAUCAGGUGUAAAUGGUGUCUGUCAGAUGUCCACUUGCAUGAGAGAUGGACAAUUAACCAUCCUGCAAAAGGUGACCAGAGCAAACUACAGUAAGCAGAAGUUGAAACCUCACAGCACGUCAUUUAAAAUAGAACAGAUGACUACUACUUCAUGUUAAGAGUUUAACGUUGACAUUGUUUGACACUGAAACCAUUUUGAUACCAGUAUUUGCUAUGUGACAUUUAAAAAUAAAAAAACAUGAUAUACA
This is a messenger RNA of Salmo salar (Atlantic salmon), 2234 nucleotides long. NCBI's taxonomy places the organism in Eukaryota, Metazoa, Chordata, Actinopteri, Salmoniformes, Salmonidae. The record is from RefSeq and is a predicted model, not a curated record.